Messenger RNA from Diaporthe citri, 1584 nucleotides. RefSeq lists its product as uncharacterized. Bases 1 to 1584 code for a protein of 527 amino acids. The transcript is spliced from 3 exons. Gene Ontology annotation, molecular function: beta-glucosidase activity. The record is from RefSeq and is a predicted model, not a curated record. NCBI's taxonomy places the organism in Eukaryota, Fungi, Ascomycota, Sordariomycetes, Diaporthales, Diaporthaceae. Gene Ontology annotation, biological process: carbohydrate metabolic process.
AUGAACGCAGCCUGCGCAGCGCGCGACCUUCAGACAGCUGCUGCUUCCGCUCACGAGACGCUGAUCCGACGGUUUCCCAGCUUCUCGUGCAGCUCGUCAGGCCAUGACGACGGCUGCAAUGUGAUGUCCAUGGUCCAGGAGCCCCUCCGCUACUCAGUCUCCGACUUCGACCCCUCCCUCAAGGGCGCCCUCCCCGCCGACUUCCAAUGGGGCUACGCGACCGCCGCAGCACAAGUGGAAGGUGCUUGGAAUAAGGACGGCAAAGGGCUGUCGAUCUGGGACAUCUGGUGCCACGAUAAACCUUCGCGUAUCAAAGACGCCAGUACCAAUGAGGAUGCUGUUCGGUCCUACGACUUCUACAAAGAGGACGUGGCCCGUAUGAAAGAAUACGGAGUCACAGCCUACAGAUUCUCGCUGGCAUGGAGUCGUAUCGUUCCUCUCGGCGGCAAAGACGAUCCCAUAGACGAACAGGGCAUCCAGUACUACAACAACCUGAUUGACGGGCUACUGUCCAACGGCAUCACGCCUUUCGUUACCCUGUUCCACUGGGAUAUACCGCAGGAACUUCAGACCCGCUACGGGGGCAUGCUCGACAAAGACAAGUACACGCCGGACUUCGUGCGGUAUGCGCGCGUCUGCUUCGAAAGAUUCGGUGAUCGCGUCAAGAAUUGGAUCACAUAUAAUGAGCCGGGCGUGUACACGCUCGCGGGCUAUGCAGCGGGCGUCCACGCGCCCGGGCGCUCUAGCUACCGUGACAGAAAUGCAGAGGGAGACAGCAGCACGGAAGCCUUCAUCAGGGAGUUCCAGCCUGCUCAAAAGGGCACGAUCAUGAUCACUCUGCACGGCAACUGGUCCGAGCCAUGGGACGAGAACGACCCCAGGGACGUCGCAGCUGCGCAGCGCAAGAACGAGUUCGAGAUCGGCUGGUACGCUGAUCCUCUUUACGGCAAGGGCGAGGUGGACUACCCAGCGUGUAUGCGUGCGCAGCUGGGAGAGAGGCUGCCGAGGUUCACGGAGGAAGAGAAGAAGCUCAUCCGGGGCAGCUCACAGUUCUACGGCAUGAACUCAUACAGUGCGUUCUACAUCAAGAACCGAGGCGACCAGCCGCCUGACACCAACGACCACAAGGGCAAUGUGGAAGUCCAUGACACCAACAAGGCGGGCAAAAGUCGCGGAAUAGAAAGCGAUACUCCCUGGCUUAGGACAGCCGAAUGGGGGUGGGCAAAGCUGCUACGCUGGAUAUGGAGCCGCUACCAGACGCCAAUCUACAUCACUGAGAACGGCACCACGGCCAAGGGCGAGCAUGACUGGGCCCCCAAGGGGCCUGAUGACAUUCUCGAGGACCCGCACCGCAUAGACUUCUUCAACAAGUAUCUGACUGCCACUACCAAGGCGUCCCAAGAGGGAGUGAUCACCAAGUCUUACUUUGGCUGGACCUUUACGGACAACUGGGAAUGGACAGCUGGGUUCUCCGACCGUUUUGGGGUCACGUGGGUGGAUUUCGAGGCACCGGAGAAGACGCGCUAUGCUAAGCGAUCAGCUUAUUUCGUCAAGGACUUCUUCGCCCAUCUGAUCAGACAAUAG